This is a messenger RNA of Coffea eugenioides, 1045 nucleotides long. Its product is annotated as auxin-binding protein T85-like. The record is from RefSeq and is a predicted model, not a curated record. Bases 94 to 672 code for a protein of 192 amino acids. Gene Ontology annotation, molecular function: auxin binding. The transcript is spliced from 5 exons. Lineage: Eukaryota; Viridiplantae; Streptophyta; Magnoliopsida; Gentianales; Rubiaceae.
ACAUGAUGUCACGUGACACAAUACUCGUUUAGAUUUUCCAAUCAUCUUUCAUAAUCGUAGACCUCAGUGGCCUGUGCAGUCCUGGCCGAGAAUAUGUCCCGGCGGCUGGUGCUGGUGGCCCUUUUAGUUACAGCCCUCUAUCUUAGCUCCAUUGCCGACGGCUAUCCGUGCUCUUCCACCGAAGGGCUUCCAUUGGUGAGGAACAUCAGUGAGCUUACGCAGAAUAGUUAUGGUAGACCCGGUUUGUCUCACAUGACCAUAGCCGGUUCGCUUUUACAUGGGAUGAAAGAGGUUGAGGUGUGGCUGCAAACAUUUGCUUCUGGAUCUCACACUCCAAUUCAUAGGCAUUCAUGCGAGGAAGUGUUCGUGGUAAUAAAAGGGAGUGGGACUCUUUAUCUUGCUUCUAAUUCAUACUCCAAGUACCCUGGCAACCCACAAGAGUUUCCUAUCUUCUCUAAUAGCACGUUUCAUAUCCCUGUUAAUGAUGCUCAUCAGAUAUGGAACACAAACAAAGAGGAGGAUUUACAGUUCUUGGUUAUUGUCUCUCGUCCUCCAGUUAAAGUGUUUAUAUAUGAUGACUGGCAUAUGCCGCAUACUGCAGCCAAAUUGAAGUUCCCUUAUUAUUGGGAUGAAGAGUGUUACCUGAUGCCUCCAACAAAAGAUGAGCUUUAACUUGAAAGCAAGAAUCUUGCACAAUUAGUGGAAGUCAAAUUUUAUCCAAUCAGUUGCAAGCAUGACGCAUGCAGUGUUCUCUUUUCGAGAGGUACAAUUAAACUCUUGCCUUCUUCAGAUCAAAAGGACUAGUAUUGUAUGGUUCUGUUGGAUGGGUGCAUUUAAUUACCUUUUCUGCUGGAUGCUUCAGAGCCCAAGAUUUUGUAGCAAGCAUUUUGAGAAUAGCCAAUUUCCAUUGUAUAUUUUCUAUAUAAGAAUGAGAUAUUACUAUAGCAGACUGAAGUAUGACAAAAGUUCUGUGGAGAUCUUCUUCUGUACCAACUUACAUGUUCGAUUAAAGAAUUGACAAGUUUCUUCUCUAUCGUUUGUUUCA